AUGGCACCUCACGUCCUCAGCACCUCCCCCGUCAUGGAUGAUCGACUGGCACACAAGGGAGUCACCAAGCCGCCACCGCUGAAAGAUGCAGGGGAUGACGAGAUCCAAGCCCAACUCGCCUCUCUCUUUCACGAAAAUAACCUUGCAAAGGUCAUUGGUGUAGCCGAAACACUGCUUGAGAACAACGAUCCUCCUACCAGAUUUCCCGAAACUGUACCGCAAACGGGUGCCGAGAAAGGAGUGUACCGAUGCCGAGACGCCGAAUUUUGGACGUGCGGGUUUUUCCCCGGUAGCUUGUAUUGCUUGCUUGAACGCGUGAGAAAGUAUCCUGCAGCAAGCUUGCCUAGCCUCUCAGACCGGUCAGAGGAUUCGCAAGGGAAGUUCACUGAAGAUACGCGAGCUGUCUACAAUCACGAUAUUCUUAUUUCUCAUCUUACCGAUUUGUGUCGGAAAUGGUCAGAGCCAUUGCACGCCAUGUCCUUUCGAAAGGACACCCAUGAUAUUGGAUUUAUAAUCCAGCCUGCCUUGCAAAGAGACUGGGAGCUCUUCGGGAACAAACGGAGUUUAGACUCUAUCCUUAAUGCAGCCGAGAGCCUCGCUGCUAGGUUUGACGCGCGAGUCGGGGCCAUUCGGAGCUGGGAUCGAUUCUCCAAUGCGAACCAUAACAUCAACAGCAUGGAUGAUGACUUCCUGGUGAUCAUAGAUAGUCUCUGUAAUCUCGACCUAUUAUUUUAUGCCGGAAACUAUCUCCACUCCGAACGGCUACUAUCUAUAGCGUCCACUCAUGCCACUACCCUGCUAUCAACCCAUCUCCGACCCGAGUCUGGCUUGAAUGGUGACAAGCGUUACUCCACAUGCCAUGUUGUGAACUUCUCUCCCUCAAACAAAGGGAAGGUCAAGCAGAAACUCACAGCACAAGGUUACUCCGACAACUCAACAUGGGCUCGUGGUCAAGCGUGGGCGAUCAUGGGAUACGCUCAGACAUACUCUUGGACUAAGAAGCAGGAGUUCCUAGAUGCUGCUAAAGGGCUUGCGGACUAUUUCAUUCAGCGCAUGGAAUCGUCUCCAGUGAUCGUAGAACAGCAAGGCCGGGGCCGUUAUGUUCCGCUAUGGGAUUUUGAUGCGCCGAUCACGCAUACAGGUGCUAAUGGGGACCAGGGCCCAUUGCGGGAUGUUUCCGCGGGGAUGAUUGCUGCGAAUGGGAUGUUGAUUCUCUAUGGACAUAUAGCAGGCAUGGGGGAACUGGAUGCAGCCAAGAGAUACUUAAAUUAUGCGCUAAACAUCACAAAGGAUACGGUAGAUUUCGCAUACAAUCGGGAUGAAAUGCGGCUGAGGAUUUGCCAGCAGGAUGGGGUUACGAAAAUGGAAUCAUGCGAGGCCACCAGUGGCCAUCGCUUUGAUGCCAUACUUGAGAAAUCUACCGCGAAUUUCAACGGCAAUCAUGCUGAUCGUGCUUGGGAUCAUGGCUUGGUUUAUGCGGAUUACUACUUUCUGGAGCUGGGGAAUCGGCUAUUAGAUAUGGGGUUACGUUGA
This is a messenger RNA of Aspergillus oryzae RIB40, 1533 nucleotides long. Its product is annotated as glycoside hydrolase family 88 protein. The record is from RefSeq and is a predicted model, not a curated record. The coding region runs from base 1 to 1533 and encodes 510 amino acids. The transcript is spliced from 3 exons. Gene Ontology annotation, molecular function: chondroitin hydrolase activity. Gene Ontology annotation, biological process: polysaccharide catabolic process. Lineage: Eukaryota; Fungi; Ascomycota; Eurotiomycetes; Eurotiales; Aspergillaceae.